Molecule: messenger RNA, 1899 nt
Organism: Astrephomene gubernaculifera
Lineage: Eukaryota; Viridiplantae; Chlorophyta; Chlorophyceae; Chlamydomonadales; Astrephomenaceae
Source: the annotation of a GenBank genome assembly
ACCACACACCGGCACCCCGGGGAGGGCGUUGCCAUGGAUGUGCUCUUCAUACACGACCAGGCGGCCGCGGCGGCGGCCGCGGCGGCGGCAGGGUCGGAGGAAUGUGCCAGCCCGCAGGACGUGUAUACGUGGUUCGAGGAUAACGUGGAGUUGCUGUCGGCACGGUGUGGCCAUAACCCCUACAUCCUUGAAGCAGGGAACCCCAAGAGGACUGUCAACCUGAUGGUCAGCCUCAUGGCGCACCCCGCACAGCGGCCGCCGCUCCCCUCCCCGCCCCCGGACCUCGCAGCCUUGCCACCCCAGCCUACCGCCGCAGCCACCACCGCUAGCAGCACCCUAGUACCUCCCCCGGCAGCCGCACCCCUCUCACCCCUCUCCACCGCCGCAGCUACCUCACCGCCAAGGCACCCUGCCGGCGCCACACAAUCAUCGUUGCUGUACGUACCGUUGGGAAUAACCGCCCCACUCGGACCGGCGACAGCGUCAUCCUCAACGUCGGCGUCGUCCACGGCGGCGGCUGCUGCUUGGCCAGGUCGCGGUGGCGGCGGCGGGAGCUCAGCGCCACCUGCAUGGCAUGAAGGGUUGCCGGCAGCCGCGGCGGCACCACUGCCGGGGGCAUCACUGCCACUCUCUUACGAUACACAGCCUGGCAUUGUUGGCGGCUUCCCUGCUUCCGGCGGUGCAGCACUGACGACGACCGUACCGGCUCAAGGUGUGACCCGUGGGUCGGUAGCUACGAGACCGCCGCCGGAUCUCAUGGAUCUUCCGCUUCCACAACCGCACCCCCUGUCACCGCCCCCGUCACAGCCGCCGCUGCCGUACCGGCCGUUAGGUACUCCGCUGCAGCCGGCGGCAGCGCCGCCUCUGUUUGCGGCGGCGCCAUCCAGCGGGUCACCCGCGCUACCCCACAUGGCGGUGACCCACCAGCAGCAGUCAUACCAGCAGCAUCCGUACCAUCAGCAACAGCCGUACGGCCAGCAGCAGCAGCCGAUGUUGCCGUCAUCGUCGACGGCCACGACAGCACCAACGUCAGCAGCUGGCUUGGCUGGGGGUACGGCAACGGGCUUCGGGAAUGCAUGGCGAUCCGAGUGCUGGUCGGCGCAGCCGCUCCAACCGCCGCCAACCGCUGGCGGCGGCGACGGAAUGCUUCCGCACUUCUACACAUCAUCGUCACAACGACACCAUCAUCAGCAGCAGCUGCUGCCUCAAAUGCAGGGGCAGCAGCAGGGGCCACAGGCAUCAUCACAGCCGCCGGGGUACCCGGAGCACCACCUCCGCCAGCAGCAACACCACGGUUACCAUCAGGAGCUCUAGGGGUAGGCAAGAUUUCUUUGUUAGCUAUGUAUGAACGUGUGGAGGCUUUCUAGGUCCCAAGCUUGUUGGCUUCCUCCCUGUGGCUGUGGUAGAUCCUCACGGGCAGGCAGCGGCGAGGGUUUGGGAGCAGUCCACGAUUCCUGACACUGGCAUUGCGUGGCUUGGCAGUUGGCACUCAAACCACGAAGCUGCAGAGUCAGGCCUUGCAGAUUGGGGGGCUGUCACACGUGUCAAGACAACCCUCUUGAUGGCAGAACUGAUGGUGUGGGUCACAAUGAUGCUCGUGGGUACAUGUUGCUUUGUAAGGCGUGGGCGUUGUGCUAAAGAUGGAAUGUACGUCAAAAGGAACGCUGAGGAACAGCGCAAGGUUGGCGGACUUGUUAGUGAGUGGAGGUGCAGGCAGUGCGGUCGGUAGUGCAAGAGGUAAGCAGGGGGCAUAAAAACAUUCACGACAACUCUCCAUCAUUUUCCGUGGACGUGAGAGGACACAUAUAGACGCAAACGAGUUAUGACGACGUGCCGUCAAGGACCACGUGUAUAUGUUAUUCUCUUGGCAUGCAAAUACUCCUCGAAUAUACGCCGUCG